AUGCCGUUAUUGUUCUCCUCUCAGGGAAUCAGACCGCCCACCGAAGGAAUUAAUCUGUUGGUUUAUUAACGAUCUAGCGCGUCACGAGUGUUAUUUUUAUUAUCGCAACAGCGAAUUCGCAAGCGUUUCUCGGUCUUGGGCGUUCUCCGUUUAUCGGGCAAAUUCGCUGGCGGACGCGAAAUGAAAGGGUCUCCUCCGGGAAGGCAAUGAGAGCACGAAGCAACAAAUGCACGAAACCGAUUGUAAUGAAGUCGUUUCGAAGAACA
This is a messenger RNA of Heterotrigona itama, 266 nucleotides long. The record is from the annotation of a GenBank genome assembly. Lineage: Eukaryota; Metazoa; Arthropoda; Insecta; Hymenoptera; Apidae.